AUGGCGACGUCGACCGAGAAGGUGAAGUUCGACACCGGAGCGGCGGCGGCGCCCAAACAAGAGCCGUCGUGGGAGUACCACCUGCGGAAGUACCUGAUGCUGCUGGCCACGCUGGUGGCCACGGCGACGUACGCGGCGGGGCUCAGCCCGCCCGGGGGAGUCUGGCAGGAGUCCGGCCUCGACGGAGAAGGACGCUCCCACGAGGCCGGCGACCCGGUCCUCUACCACUCUCCGCGGUACCUCGCCUUCUUCUACUUCAACGCGACCGCCUUCGCGGCGUCGCUCGUCGUCAACCUCCUCCUCCUCGUGCUCAACGAGAGGCGGACGGCGUGGCUCGCCGUGCUCCGGUUCGUCAUGGUGCUGGACCUGCUCGGCCUCAUGGGGGCCUUCGCCACCGGGAGCUGCGAGGACCUGCCGACCACCGUGUACGUCUCCACGCUGGUCGUCGCCCUCGCCGCCUACGUCGGCAUCCACAUCCUCCUGGCCACCUACGCGCCACCGGAGGCCGGCGAGACCUCCCCCUCGCAAGUGGUGGUGCGCGAGAAGGAGAGCCCGGAUGACGCGCUCAAGCUCAAAGAGCAGCGCAAGGUGCUGCUGCUGCUCGCGACGUUCGCGACCGGCAUCUCGUACGCUGCCGGACUGAACCCGCCCGGUGGCUUCCUUGGCGAAGCCGAGGGCAGACACGAAGCUGGCGACCCGAUGCUGAAGGUCCACCAGUCGGCUCGUCUGAUGGCCUUCUUCUACUGCAACACCACGGCGUUCGUCGCGUCGCUGCUCAUCAUCGUGCUGCUCCUGGGACGACGGCUGCAGAGGUACUACGCGGAUCUGCAGAUGUACGGGUUCAUCCUCGUCGUGCUGCUCGGCCUCCUGGGCGCCUACGCCGCCGGGAGCUCGAGGAAGGCCGACACGACGGCCUACGUCGUCGUGCUCGUCGCCGCGGUCCUCGUGUACAUCCUCCUCGUGAUGGUGGUCAUGGUGCUCGUCCCGGAUCCUCUCAAGAGCAGCGGCUCCUGGCUAAGACUCAAGAGCAUCUCCGCGCGCGCGUCACACUGGCUGCAACAACGCGGGUGCCACCAGAACCAGACCGAUAGUCAAAGCUCAUCGCCGGCGCGUGAGUUGCUGGCAACAUCAGGCGGCGGGUGGCAAGGGAGCCUCGCCAACGAGGUGGACACAGGCAACAAGAACGAAGGCAUCGAGAAGGCCAAAUCUCUGAUCCUGCUGCUCGCCACUCUCGCCGCCACCAUCACUUACCAAGCGGGCAUGGACCCGCCCGGCGGCGUGUGGUCGGACGGCGACCCGGAGGCUGUGCCACCAGGCUACAAGGCCGGCGACCCGAUCCUCCUGUUCAGGCACGCUGCUCGGUACAAGGCGUUCUUCUACUGCAACUCUACCGCGUUCGUCGCGUCCUUGGUCGUCAUCCUCAUGGUCCAGAACAAGAGCCUGAUGAGCGGGCACGCGCUCGAGGUGGCCAUGAUACUGGACCUGUUUGGCCUCAUCGGCGCCUACGCCGCCGGGAGCUGCCGCGACGUGAGCACCUCCAUCUACGUGGUCGCCUUGGCGGGCGCCGUCCUGGUGUACGUGGUGAUCCAUGUCGUCUUCUUCACCCUCGACAACGAGGACCUGAGCGACGAGGAGAAGAGAAGGAUCGACAAGCGGCGCAAGCGGCUGCUGCUCCUGGCCAUCCUGGUGGCCACCAUCACCUACCAGGCCGGGCUCACCCCGCCGGGAGGCUUCUGGACCAAAGAUGGCCCCAAAUACAGUGCGGGUUCCCCAGUCCUCGAAGACCACGACGAAUACCGGAGAAGGUACCUGGCGUUCUUCUACUGCAACUCGACGAGCUUCAUGGCGUCCAUCGCACUCAUCGUCAUGCUCGUGAACCCGAACCUGUACCGGCCGGGCAUACGGUGCUACGCGCUCUACGUGUGCAUGGUGGUCGCCCUGUUCGGCCUGAUGGGCGCCUACGCCGCCGGGUGCGCCCGGCAGCUGCGCACGUCCAUCUAUGUCUUCGUGCUCGUCGGCGCGGUCGUCGCCUUCAUAGUCGUGCAGCUGCUUGUGUUCUUCAAGUUCUUCGAAAGCUGCGCCACCCUCGACGGAGAAAACGGCUCCUCCUCUGGGUCAAGCGCCGCCGCAGGCAGCAGCAGUAAGGCAAACACGCCGUCUUCCUCCAGGCCACGACGAAGUAGCUCACCCAAGCCCAGGCCCAGCACGGAGGCGACUUCCAGCCGGCGGAAGUACCUGAUGCUGCUGGCGAUCCUGGCGGCAAGCGUCACCUACCAGGCCGGCCUGAAGCCGCCGGGCGGCGUGUCGGAGCGAUGGGCCACCGCGGGGAACCCGUUGCUGCGCGGGAGCGACCUCGCCCGGUUCCGGGCCUUCUUCUACUGCAACUCCACCUCCUUCGUGGCGUCGGUGGUGGUUAUCGUGCUGCUGCUGCAGGAGUCCCUGCAGGACCACGCCCUGCUGCUCUACGCCAUGAACACGGCGAUCGUGCUGGACCUGCUGGGCCUCCUGGGCGCCUACGCCGCCGGGAGCAGCCGGGAGUGGGACACGUCCGGGUACGUCAUCGCGCUGACCGCCGCCGUGCUCGCCUACGUCGGCAUCCACCUCGUGCUCUGGAUGCUGGGCGGCCGGAGAGGCCGAGGGAGAGUGGCCAGUAUCCCGCAGCAACUGCUGCCCGCUGAGCCAAAAGAAACAAGGAGAUGUUCGUCCUCCCCGUGCUGA
This is a messenger RNA of Triticum turgidum subsp. durum (durum wheat), 2718 nucleotides long. NCBI's taxonomy places the organism in Eukaryota, Viridiplantae, Streptophyta, Magnoliopsida, Poales, Poaceae. The record is from the annotation of a GenBank genome assembly.